Messenger RNA from Aureococcus anophagefferens, 2040 nucleotides. RefSeq lists its product as hypothetical. Bases 1 to 2040 code for a protein of 679 amino acids. The record is from RefSeq and is a predicted model, not a curated record. Gene Ontology annotation, molecular function: protein binding. NCBI's taxonomy places the organism in Eukaryota, Pelagophyceae, Pelagomonadales, Pelagomonadaceae. The transcript is spliced from 4 exons.
AUGCAGCUGCGCGGCGUCCUCGCGUGCCUCGCGCUGGCCUGCGCCGACGCCGGCCCCUUCGGCCGCAAGAAGAACGCCAAGGUCGAGGUCGCCGCGUCCGGGGCCCUGGCGGCGGGCGCCGACGGCCCGCUCGCGGCCCUCGACGCGGAGCUCGCGGCGACGGAGGCGCUCAUCGCGGCGUCGCAGCGCAAGGUCGAGCUGCUGGGCGCGCUGCGCCGCGCGGCGGCGGCGGGCGCGGCGCUGCCGGCGGCGGGCGGCGACGCGUGCGCGUCGCUCGCGGCGGCGUCGGCCGCGCUGUCGUGCGCGCCCGCGGCGGCCGCGGCGCGGCGCGCGGCGCCGCCGGGCGCGCCGGGCGUUGCGCGGCCGCCGCCGCGGGGCGACGGCGACGACGAGCCGCGGCGGCCGCGGCCGCGGAGCGCCUACGACGGCCGCGGCGGCGACGGCGGCUACGCCGUGGGCGACCUGGUCAUGGACAAGGUGAGCCUCGCGCCGGACGGCGCGCUCGGCGCGCUCCAGGUCCUCUCCUUCCGCACGCGCGGCCGGCCGCCCCAGCUCGGCACGGGCCAGCGCCGGGGCCGCCGCGGCCCGUCCGUGCCCGUCUUCAACUACGUGAACCUGCUGCUGCUGGCGUACGACAACGGGACGAUCGCGUUCCACGACGCCGCGGGCGAGGUCGUCGCGGCCGUCGACACGGGCCACGCCGGGGGCGUCGCCGCCGUCGCCUUCGACGGCGCCGAGGAGCCCGUGCUCGCGACGGCGGGCGCGGGCGGCGAGGUCCAGUUCUACAACCUCACGCUCUGGCAGGACGACGCCGUCCUCGCGGGGCGGCGGCCGCGGCCGCGGCCGCGGGCCCGGGACGAGGACGACGGCGGCGCGCCGCCGCCGCCGCCGCCGCGGCCCGCGGGGCCCGCGCUCCGGUCGAGCUCGGGCCUGGGCUUGGUCGUCCGGCCCGAGGCGACGGUCGCGCCCGCGUUCGCGCCCGUGGAGCAGCCCGACGGGUCCUACGAGUCGUCGCUCGCGCGCGUCGCGCACCUCCAGCUCUUCACCUGGCGCGGCAGCGGCAAGUUCGUCGCCGCCGCCGACGACCUCGGCAGCGUGCGCAUCUACGCGCGCAACGGCACGAAGCAGGGCGAGGUCGCCGUUGUCGCGACGGACGCGCCCAUCACGGCGCUCAAGCGGAGCGGCUCGGCCUUCGCCGUCGCCGACGGCGCCGUCGUCCGCUUCGUCUCCUCGAGCCGCUGGCGCCUCUCGCCCGCGGUCUGCCGCGGCCCGCCCGCGACGGUGAGCGACGUGGCCUUCGACGCGUUGAACCCCGGCGUGCUCCACGUCGCCUACGAGACGGGCGAGCUCCUCGCCUUCAACACGCGCGCGCGCCAGGGCGACGGCGGCGCGCCGGCCUGCCGCCUCACGACCAAGCUCCCGAGCUCCCCGCACGUCGCGCCGCCCAAGCUCGCGACGACCAAGGGCUUCCUCGUGAGUUCAUCGGCGCACUUCCUCGCGAUCCACAACACGACGGUGCCGGGCCCCGGCGGCUACCGCCUCGUCGCCGCGCAGCGCCUCGCGAACGAGUCCGACGCCGCGCCGCCGCACAAGUUCGCCGCGUCGUUCGUCGCGGGCAUGUCGAUGCAGGAGAUCCUCUUCGCGUACGACGACGGCGCGGGCGCCGUGCGCGUCCUCGAGAGCCUGCUGCGCUACGACCCGCCGGACCGCGACAUCUCCUGGAUGCGCAUGCCCAUCCUCUUCGUCGGCCUCAUCGUCGUCUUCGGCUUCCAGAUCCUCCGCAAGAACGGCGGCGGCCGCGGCGGCGGCGCGUUCGGCAAGCUCGGCGGCGGCCGCGGCGGCAUCUCCGACGUCGACAUGGACGCGAUCAACCAGAUGGCCGAGCGCAUGGGCCGCAACGGCGAGGGCGGCGACAUGGCCGCGGCCAUGGCGGGCCUCGGCGGCAUGGGCGGCGGCAUGGGCGGCGGCGGCUUCCGCGGCGGCGCGGCGGGCGGCCGCAUGGGCCCCAUGGGCGGCGGCGGACGUCGCGGGCGGAACUGA